Messenger RNA from Sclerotinia borealis F-4128, 7296 nucleotides. The record is from the annotation of a GenBank genome assembly. NCBI's taxonomy places the organism in Eukaryota, Fungi, Ascomycota, Leotiomycetes, Helotiales, Sclerotiniaceae.
AUGUCUCUCAGAUCUAGAUCCUUGAAUUUUCGACAUUUUUAUGUCUCUUUUCCUCAAGAAAGGGUUGUUCAGGUCACGCUGAAUAGACCUGAAAAGCUCAAUUGUAUCGACCAAGCUACGAGUCGGGAAAUCCAAGAAAUAUGGGAGCUUUUUGAUCAAGAUGAAAGCUUAUGGGUUGGUAUUAUCACAGGCGUGGGGAGAGCUUUUUGUACUGGGGCCGAUCUGCAAGAAUGGAACGAGAUGAAUAGGACAGGGGUGGUCAAUGACAUGUCUGCACCAGGUCUUGCAGGACUCCCUCGUCGAGGUGGCAAAAAGCCGAUUAUUGCUGCAGUCAAUGGCAUAUGCAUGGGAGGAGGUUUUGAAAUGAUAACCAAUUGCGAUAUCGUAAUCGCUGCAUCCACGGCCGUGUUUUCUCUGCCCGAAGCGAAGCGUGGCAUAGUCCCUGUGGCGGGUUGUCUACCGCGGCUAGUUCGCACUCUGGGUUUGCAACGCACCUCGGAUCUGGUCUUGACUGGUAAAAACGUAAGUGCCAAGACGCUGUGUGAUUGGGGACUCGUCACUCGAGUGGCAGACUCCGGUACCGAUGUUGUUGAUGUUGCGGUCCAAGUUGCGCAAGACAUGUGCAAGAAUAGUCCAGAUGCGUUGAUUAUUGGUCGUAUGGGUAUUCGGUUGGGCUGGGAAGCUGGCAGUGUAGAGGAAACGGUUUCGACUUUGGCUGAUGAAUGGUAUCCCCGCCUGGUUAAAAGUCCCAAUUUUGCCGAAGGUAUCCAGGCAUAUGUGGACAAACGAUCUCCUAAUUGGACAAAUUCAAAGCUGAAGGAGAAUGGAGAAAAUGGUGUGGUGCUAUGCGGAAUUGUUAAAUCACCGAUGCAACUCCUCCCGGUCUGUCAACGUUCCAAGCAGAGUGGAAUAAUGGCCGAUCUCGUCGAGCUCAUCAACCCUGACCGAACAACUUCAGGACUUAGAGACCAGAAUAUCUGGCCUACCGACAGCAUGGGCUCUAUACAUGUCGAUGAUACACAAGGUCAACACUCUCCUGAAAAUGGGUUUGUUGAUUUAUUGUCAGGUCAGCCUGAUGGUGAAGGUUUUAGGUCUUUUUACAUAAAUGGUCUUGCAUCCGAUCAGACCAUUACUCAGACGGGCAUGAGAGAGGAUGUUCUACUUUUAUCCUGGCUCAUCGUGCUCUUGCGAACCCGGGAAGAAGGUAGCCAGCUAUCUUACGAUUGGGCGUACAAGAGUCGAGAGAGUAACUUUGAGCUUGAGCCGGUGAAGGGACGUCUCUCGCUAGAUAAAAUAACGACAGGAUUGGAGAAUAAUGUCGGACAGGUUACUUCUGAGGUUUCACGCCAUAUCGCGAAGUUUGCAUUAAUUCAGGGUGCAGCUAUAUCCAGUCCCGUCUCGAUUAUAUUGAGCACCAGUUCUCUGUCACAGACGUCUGAAGAGGCGAAAGAUGAAGGUGUCCUCCACCUCGAAGUACGUUUUGUUAAUAACCUUCUCGAAAUCUGUUCUGUGUGGUACACCGAGACCAUACUGGAAUUUACAGUCACGCACUUUGUCGAGACACUGGUCGACACCAUCAGGAUGUGCAUUUCAACUCCCGAUGCUUCUAUCGAAGACUGUAUUCGCCCGACCACACGUGAUCUGAACGAGAUAUGGCGAUGGAAUCACCAACUACCUCCAACUUACAGCUCUUGUAUGCACGACAUGAUUUUCGAACAAGCUAAACUAUCACCCAAUAAAGUAGCAAUCGAUUCUUGGGAUGGUAGUUUGACGUACGCUCAGGUCGAUCAAUAUUCCACUUUCGUAGCGUGCUCUCUCAGAGAAAUGGGUGUUAAGCUACAUGACGUCCUACCCGUCUGCUUUGAGAAAUCGAGAUGGACAAUAGUAGCUGUGCUUGCGGUUAUGAAAGUAGGCGCAACCUUGCUGAUGACUGACCCAACGCUUCCGCUUGCCCGCCUCCAAAACAUGGCGGAACAAGUGAGCGCAAAGGUAAUAGUGACAUCUCGCGACCAAUACGAGUUUUCAGAGUCGAUCAUUCCAGAUGGAAUUAUUAUGGUCGUGGAAGCAGAAACAUUCACGCACUUCUCAAAUCCACCCGUUAGCCCACGAUUAGAAGCUGUGCCACCGUCUGCCUUAAUGUACAUAAUUUUUACUUCUGGCAGCACAGGCACCCCAAAAGGUGUCAUGCUUUCGCAUGAAACCUAUACAAGUAGUGCCGUUCCUCGAGCGAAAGCAGUUGGCUAUACGGAAGACUCCAGGGUUCUUGAUUUUGCGGCUUACGCCUUCGAUGUUAGCAUUGACAGCAUGCUAUUGACUCUUGGAAAUGGUGGGUGCCUUUGCAUCCCCUCGGACGAGGAUCGAUUGAACGACAUCAAUGGAGUAAUGCGAAAUAUGCAGGUCAAUUACGCAGGCUUAACCCCUUCAGUUGCCCGCAUUCUGGACUCGGAUGUUAUAAAAUCGCUUAGCGGUUUGGGUCUUGGAGGAGAGGCGUCGUCAGUAAGAGAUGUUACGAUUUGGGGCCAAGACACCAGGAUUAUUAUAGGCUACGGUCCUUGCGAAUGUACUAUCGGAUGUACAAUAAAUAGCGACACUGCUACUGGUAGAAACUACAUCUCUAUUGGAGAAGGAAAUGGAGCAGCUAUUUGGAUUACCCAUCCCGACGACCACGAACAGCUAAUGCCCGUUGGUGCUGUGGGAGAAUUGCUUGUCGAGGGGCCUAUUGUAGGUCAAGGCUACUUGAAUGAUCCCGAGAAGACUGCAGCGUCUUUCAUCAAAGAUCCAUCGUGGCUUACCGCAGGCCACAGCAGAUAUGAUGGUCGUCAAGGGCGUCUAUACAAAACCGGAGACCUUGGAAAAUAUGACCCUGACGGUUCUGGAGGCAUCUUGUUUGUUGGAAGGAAAGAUACACAAGUCAAAUUGCGUGGACAACGUGUUGAACUCGGUGAGAUUGAAAGUCAGCUCAUGGCCAGGCUACCUUCGGAGAUCAGCGUGAUUGCUGAGGUUAUUGUGCCUCAAGGACUUGGAGGUCAACCUACGUUGGUCGCAUUCGUUGGACCUCAACAAAAGAAGAGUCAGGAGGGUACUGAUAUAAAUUCGAUUCAGCUUCAUGAAGAGCUGAGCCAAGCGCUGUCAAAAGCCAACACAGAGUUGACCAAGAUUUUACCACGAUAUAUGGUGCCAACCGCAUAUAUACCAGUCAAUUACAUUCCUGUUUUGAUCUCAAGCAAGAUUGAUCGUAAACGACUUAGGCAAUUUGGUGCCACGGUGGACUUGCGGGAUGUACAUGAAGAAACAACCAGCACUCGGGAGUUGAGUGAUCUUGAGAAACGUUUGCAACAGGCCUGGAGCCAGAUAUUGAAGCUUGAUGCAGAAUCCAUUCGACUCGACGAUAAUUUCUUUGCACUAGGUGGUGACUCUUUGGCGGCAAUGAAACUCGUAUCUGUUUGUAGGGAGGAACGUCUCGAUCUUAGUGUCAUCAACACUUUCAGCCACCCUACACUCUCAGCGAUGGCCGAAGUCGUGCAAGUUUACAACUCGCAAGUACGGACAGAACUACCAACAUUUUCAUUGAUUUCUCAAUCUCCCGAAAGUGCCUGUAUCGAAGCGUCAGAGAUGUGUGAAUCGGACCAGGCAGCCAUCGAGAACAUUUACCCUUGCACACCCACGCAAGAGUCCCUGUUUACAUUUGCACUCAAAUCAACCGAGGUGUACGUUGCUCAGAGAGUCACAUGUAUUCCAUCUCAUAUCGACCUCGAAGCCUGGAAGAAAGCAUGGGAGGAUGUCGUUGCAGCUAUCCCUAUCCUGCGCACUCGCGUAGCCCAGCUCCAAGAGCCAGGCCUUCAGCAAGUUAUACUUAAAGAAAGAAUCUUCUGGAGGAGCUCAAAUAAUCUAGAGCAAUAUCUUGACAGUGAUCGCAAUGAAAGAAUGGAGUUGGGACAAAGCUUAGCUCGAUAUGCUAUCGUCAACCAGCCAGACGAUGAUAAGCGAUACAUGGUAUGGACUAUUCAUCACGUAGUUUACGAUGGAUGGUCAGAACCGUUAUUACUUAAGGCAGUCAGCAAUGCUUUGCAAGGUCAAAAUGUCGAGAUGCAAGCACAUAUGAGUGACUUUGUCAAAUAUGUGCGUGACACAGAUGAAGUCGCCAUGCAAGAAUUUUGGCGAGUAGAAUUGGAAGAUGCCGUUGGACCUCAGUUUCCGCGUUUACCUUCUAGAGAUUACUUACCAACUCCAGAUGCAAAUCUCGAAAUUGACAUCACCCUUGACAGAAGCACUAAAUCACCUUUUACAAUGGCAACAUUGAUUCGUGGUGCAUGGGCGCUUGUAGCUUCGCAAUACACAGGAAGCGACGACGUGGUGUUUGGUGAGACGCUCGCAGGUCGAGACAUCUCAUUGACGGGCGUCGAGAGCAUUGUUGGUCCGUUGAUUGCAACAGUACCUGUUCGCAUCAACGUCAACCGAUCAAGCUCCAUUAAGUCUUAUUUGCAGAGCGUGCAGCAAAGCAUGUUGGCACGCAUACCGUAUCAGCAUAUGGGGAUGCAAAACAUCAGAAAGGUUAGCCAAGAUGCCCAACAUGCAUGCGAAGCUGGCACAGGAUUGGUUAUCAAUUCAGAACCUGAGUAUGUGGGUGAUGAUCUUGGAUUCAAGUCAGGAGAUGUUGAACUCGAAUCCCUUCAUUUCAACCCAUAUCCGCUCAUGCUAGCCUGUGGAAUACGUAAAACCGGGUUCAGAAUCUGCGCAAACUUCGAUAGCAGCCUGAUUGAGAUCACCCAGAUGGAGCGAAUGCUUGCGCAGUUACAGAUGGCCUGUUUACAGUUAAGCAAAGAUCUUUCUAGAAGCAUUGACGAGGUCUCAUGUCUACCCGAGGCGGAAUUGAAUCAAAUCUGGCAAUGGAACCAAGCCUCUCCAUUGUCCCUGGAUAAGUUGUCAAAAAGGAUUCGCGCAGAUGCAAGCAUCAAGCAGGGAUCGAUCUAUCCUCAGGCGGUGAUUUCUUGGGUUUGCGAUCCACGAAAUCCAUCUCUACUGUCACCAAUCGGCUGCGUUGGCGAGCUCUGGCUUGAAGGGGCUUUCUUUACAGAAGAAACCGUUGAGUCUCCAGCCUGGCUCGUGACUGGAAGCUCUACGUAUGGUGGCCGCACUGGCAGAGUGCAACCCACGGGCGAUAUGGUCCGAUUACUAGAGGACAAGAGCUUAGUAUUUGUUGGCCGAAAGGAGAAUGUUAUGCCAAUUCAAGGCCAUGCAGUGGACAUCACAGAGCUCGAAGCUCACUUCGCCAAAUACCUCCCAGACACAGUGCGUGCAGCUGCAGCCGUAUAUCAGCCAUUGUCGGAAGACUCCCAACAGGCUUCAAAACAAGAGGUGCUGAUCUUCGUAGAACAACAGCUUUCUGAAGAAAAAACUGUCAACAUCAUAUCGGCGAAGCACAACAUAACUUGUGAUGUAUCAGAUUCGCAAAGUUUCGAAACGGCUAUCUGUACUGAGAUUCCUUUGGGUCUUGCUCUAGCACUCAAAAAACUCGACAAAUUCAUUCAAGACUCUCUUCCAUCGUACAUGAUGCCCUUUGCGUAUGUCGUAAUUGACAAAAUGCCAAUCGAGAUGAAGGAUAUUGAUCAUAGUUUGUUAAAUCAGUUAGCCUCAACAACUCCUCGACCCGUGCUCUCCGAGCUUCGUCAAGGAUUUAAAGAGGUCUGGUCGAAUAACUUAGCGAAACAGAAUUUGACAACUGCGGAAAAUAUUCUUCAGGCUGCUUGGGCGAAUAUACUUAAGAUUCCUUCGGAGAAGAUUGAUAUUGAUGACAACUUCUUCCGUCUCGGCGGCGACUCUGUCAUGGCGAUGAAAUUAGUGUCAAGUCUUCGUGUGCAAGGACAUGGUCUAACAGUGGCUGAUAUCUUCCAACAUAUGCGUCUUGGUGAUGCCGCCAAAGUGUUAAAGAUAGACCAAGUAUCGACUAAUAAGGUACAGCCUUACAAACCGUUUUCGACAUUAAACACUGUAGACAUAGAGCCAUUCCUGUCUGAGGUUAUCCGGCCGAAGCUUGCAGAUCCAAAUUGGUCUAUUCGGGAUGUAUCUCCGGCGACAGAUUCCCAAGCGCUCGAUAUUAGAGGAACUAUUCAGUCACUGCGUACCUCCAUACAAUACACCAUGUUGUACCUCGAUGAAAGCAUCGAUCGCCAGCAACUAUUCCGCGCCUGCAAAGAGCUCAUUAAAACUCACGAAAUUUUACGCACAGUUUUCAUCGAACACGAGUCGAACUUCUUUCAAGUUGUCAUCGACGAGCUGAAUGCCUCUGAUAUGACCACGCUACGAACUGAUAAGGAUAUUGAACAAUACGCCACCGAGCUCUGUACAAUGGACAUAGAAUCAGGCUUUCAGCUGGGAUCCUCUUUCCUCAAAAUACUACAUGUCGAAGACAACAACGGUAAAGAAUGCCUCAUUCUAGGCAUGUCUCACGCUCUAUAUGAUGGUGUCUCCCUACCCAUGUUACUUAGAGAUUUGGAAAUCCUCUACAAAGGAGAAAAUGUCGUCGAUUUUGAACCUUUCUCAUCAUACAUGGCACGAACUUGCGAUAAACGUGCACAGACUACCGCCAUCAAUUACUGGCGCAAUCUUCUCAACGGCUCAUCAUUAUCUAUUUUGGAAGGGAAGUCAGCAGAGCCUACAGACAAAGCAAUCUUCCAAGCAAAACCCGUCGAUAUCUCUCAACGUCCCGAAGAUAUCACCACGGCAAACUUGCUCACAGCAGCAUGGGCAUUAGUUCUCGCACGUCGUCUCCAGAAGCCAGAUGUCACAUUCGGCAGCAUCACUUCUGGGCGAAACAUCGACCUAGCCGGCGCGGAGAACAUCAUGGGUCCAUGUUACCAAUUCACCCCGACGCGAGUCCCGUUCGAGUCGCAGUGGACAGCCAUGGAUCUCUUGAGAUUCGUUCAAAAACAAAGUGCCGAAUCGGCAGCCCAUGAUUUCCUCGGCUUCAACAAGAUUUCCACGCAGUGCACCGGGUGGUCAUCGGUUUCCAAGACGCAAUUCUUCGACUCCAUCGUUCAUCAUCAGGACUGGGAUGAUUUCGAUACGAUGCCUUUUGCGGGAGGUAUAUGUAAAGUGGAUAUUGUUAAUCCGCAUGGUGAUGCGGCGACUCCGUUUAAGGCGGUCUCGUUUGUGAAGGGGGGGCAGAUGCAUGUUGGGGCUGUGGGGAGUGUGAGAGAUACUGUGUUUGUGGAGGGGGUUCUGGAUGAGUUGGUGCUUGCUAUUCAGGAAUUGGCGAAUAGUCGGUUGGAAUUGUUGUUUGAUGGAAAGAUGUUCUAA